AUGGCCACCACCAACGGGACCGUGGAGAACGGGCAGCCGGACAGGAAGCCGCCUGCCCUGCCGCGCCCCGUCCGCAGCCUGGAGGUCAAGUUUACCAAGGUAAGGUGGGCCUUUUCUAAGGAGGGAAGGGAAAUUGAAACCUCUCCUCCACCACUAGACAAAAGAUGAUACACUCACUCUGGUUUUCAGCCCGACGUGGACAAGGCAGUGGAGGCCGCACAAGCCGCCUUCCAGAGGGGCUCCCCGUGGCGCCGCCUGGAUGCGCUGGGCCGUGGCCGGCUGCUGAAUCAGUUGGCUGACCUUGUGGAGAGGGACCGCACCGUCUUGGCUACCCUGGAAACGAUGGACACAGGGAAGCCAUUCCUUCAUGCCUUUUUCAUCGACCUAGAGGGCUGUGUGAAAACCCUCAGAUACUUUGCAGGGUGGGCUGACAAAAUACAGGGACGGACCAUCCCCACAGAUGACAACGUUGUAUGUUUCACCAGGCAUGAACCUAUAGGUGUGUGUGGAGCCAUCACUCCGUGGAACUUCCCUCUGCUGAUGCUGGUGUGGAAGCUGGCCCCGGCUCUCUGCUGUGGGAACACCGUAGUUGUGAAGCCGGCGGAGCAGACCCCCCUCACGGCCCUUUAUCUGGGCUCUCUGAUCAAGGAGGUCGGAUUCCCUCCAGGAGUGGUCAACAUCGUGCCAGGAUUUGGGCCCACGGUGGGAGCAGCCAUGUCUUCUCACCCUCAGAUCAGCAAGCUAGCCUUCACGGGGUCUACAGAGGUUGGAAAGUUGGUUAAAGAAGCCGCCUCCCGAAGCAAUCUGAAGAGAGUGACACUGGAGCUUGGGGGCAAAAACCCCUGUAUCGUGUGUGCUGAUGCCGACCUGGACUUGGCGGUGGAGUGCGCCCAUCAGGGAGUGUUCUUCAACCAAGGUCAGUGCUGCACGGCCGCCUCGAGGGUGUUCGUGGAGGAGCAGGUGUACGCCGAGUUCGUCAGGCGGAGCGUGGAAUACGCCAAGAAACGUCCCGUCGGAGACCCCUUCGAUGUCAGAACGGAACAGGGGCCCCAGAUUGACCAAAAGCAAUUUGACAAAAUCCUCGAUCUGAUCGAGAGUGGGAAGAAGGAGGGAGCCAAACUGGAAUGUGGGGGUUCGGCUAUGGAAGACAGGGGGCUCUUCAUUAAACCCACGGUCUUCUCAGAAGUUACUGACACCAUGAGGAUUGCCAAAGAGGAGAUUUUUGGACCAGUGCAGCCAAUACUGAAGUUCAAAAAUAUCGAAGAAGUGAUAAAAAGGGCAAAUAGCCUUGAAUAUGGACUCACAGCAGCCGUGUUCACAAAAAACCUCGACAAGGCCCUGAAGCUGGCUUCUGCGUUGGAGUCUGGAACAGUCUGGAUCAAUUGCUAUAAUGCCAUCUACGCACAGGCUCCAUUUGGUGGCUUUAAAAUGUCAGGAAAUGGCAGAGAACUUGGUGAAUAUGCGCUGGCUGAAUACACAGAAGUGAAAACGGUCACCAUCAAACUCGAUGACAAGAGCCCCUGA
This is a messenger RNA of Puma concolor (puma), 1524 nucleotides long. Lineage: Eukaryota; Metazoa; Chordata; Mammalia; Carnivora; Felidae. The record is from RefSeq and is a predicted model, not a curated record.